CCCCCAUUGAAAAGUUUCCAUAUCAGAUUCUUGGCUAUGCUGAUGUGAAACAGUUUGUCCAGUAAGUAUCACACAAAGAUUCAGAUGUUGAGGUCCCUGAUCAGAUUCUCAGUUACCCUGAUUUUUAAACAAUUUGUCAGGUAAGCAUUGCAUAAAGAUUUAAAUAUUUGUGCACUAACAUUGGGGUCAGCUUUUGAAGAGAUUUCUUACGAGUAGAAGCAUUUUAUGGAUAAUUAACAUCUUUAAAGUGAAUCUUGCUUUGAUGACUGUAAACCAGUUUACACAAGCUCCACAUAAGAAUAGAUCUCCAGUUUAUUUAGCAGUGGCAAGUAAAAUAUUUCAGGAACAAAGCAUUGAGCUUUUUCUUUCAGCUCAUUACAAAAAUUAACAUAUUGUAUUGUAAUUCUUGUGAUGAAAAUUUAUCCAAAACUGAUUUUAUUAUUAAGAAGUUUAUAGUAAUGUGCUUUAUAAACAUGUUAAAUAUAAAGUGUGUUCCAAUAGGGGCCAUCAGGACCUGAUCAUCACUGAAAUCCUUGUUACCAAACUAAGUCUUGAUGAAAUCCACCCUGUCCUCAAUGCUAUCCACGUUGACGUCCAUGAGGCUCUGCUCUCAGCCCUCCCUCAGAUCUUGGUGAACAUUCUUCCACUGUUUGCAUCCAAACCACAGAAAGAUGCCCCUGCGUCACUCCAUAAGCAGUUCAGACAUGCAACAGCCUGUUACUCAACCCUUCAAGAAAUUCUCC
This is a messenger RNA of Lymnaea stagnalis (great pond snail), 743 nucleotides long. NCBI's taxonomy places the organism in Eukaryota, Metazoa, Mollusca, Gastropoda, Lymnaeidae. The record is from the annotation of a GenBank genome assembly.